This is a messenger RNA of Asparagus officinalis (garden asparagus), 1387 nucleotides long. Its product is annotated as serpin-ZXA-like. The coding region runs from base 30 to 1205 and encodes 391 amino acids. The transcript has 2 exons. NCBI's taxonomy places the organism in Eukaryota, Viridiplantae, Streptophyta, Magnoliopsida, Asparagales, Asparagaceae. The record is from RefSeq and is a predicted model, not a curated record. Gene Ontology annotation, molecular function: serine-type endopeptidase inhibitor activity.
AAAUAAAAAUAGAAAUAAAAAACACAAAAAUGGACCUGAGACUGAGAGAAUCGAUCUCCAACCAAAACGAGUUCGCCCUCCACCUCUCGAAGCACGUGGGGUCCACCGUCGCCGCCGGCGGAAACUUCGUCCUCUCUCCCGCCUCCCUCCACGCGAUCCUCGCCCUAAUCGCCGCCGGAUCAAAGGGCCCCACCCUCGACCAGAUCCUCUCGAUUCUUCGAUCGAAAUCCUCCGGCGAUCUCAACGCUCUCUCGUCUCAGAUCGUUGACGUUGUUCUCGCUGAUGGAUCGGCCAGUGGUGGGCCCAAGAUCAGCGUGGUUAAUGGAGUUUGGGUCGAUUCGUCGGUUUCUUUGAAGCGUGGGUUCAAGGAGAUUGUUGCUUCGAGUUUCAAGGCUGAGGCCCGAGCUGUGGAUUUCAAAACCAAGGCUGCUGCAGUGGUAAAUGAUGUAAAUUCAUGGGUUGAAAAUAAGACUGCUGGUCUUAUAAAAGAACUGCUACCUGCCAGAUCUGUUGACAACAACACCAAGCUUGUUUUAGGUAAUGCAUUAUACUUCAAAGGAGCCUGGGAAAUAAAGUUCUACUCCUCAGAAACUGAAGACUCAGACUUCUUCCUACUUGAUGGAAGUUCUGUACAAGCGCAGUUCAUGACUACUAAAAAGAAGCAAUAUGUAUUCUCCUAUGAUGAUUUCUCGGUCCUCAGGCUCCCCUACAAGCGAGGCAAUGACAUGAGGCAGUUCUCUAUGUGUAUUUUCCUACCAAAUGCAAAAGAUGGAUUAUGGAACUUAUUGGACAAGAUGAGUGCUGACCCCAGAUUUUUAGAUCGCCAUUUCCCACGACAAAAGGCCAUUGUAGGAAAGUUCAAGUUGCCGAAAUUCAAAAUCUCAUAUGGGUUCGAAGCAUCUGCAGCUUUAAAAAGUCUGGGUUUGGGUCUGCCUUUCACAAUGGAAGGGGAUUUGACAGAAAUGGUGGAUUUACCUCUUUAUGUUUCUGCAAUCUUUCACAAAUCUUUUAUCGAAGUUAACGAGCAAGGAACUGAAGCAGCUGGUGCUUCCGCUGCUGUGAUGAAGGAAGGGUGUUCGAGGUCCUUGCCUUUGGGUCCUUUCGAUUUCGAAGCUGAUCAUCCGUUUGCUUUUGUAAUACGAGAAGACAGGACGGGAGUUGUGUUGUUCACAGGGCACGUGCUUAAUCCUUCUUUAUCUGGGUAAGUCAAUGAAUGUAUCAUCUCACAAGCUAGGCCCUGAGUUUUACAAUGACUGCGCAUUGCUGUAACAGUACAUAUGAGCGUAUACUGGUAUGAACCCGCUUACAAUGUGCGUAUGUUGUUGUUAUAAACCUACUUCAAAUGUUUUGCAUAUUCUUUAUAAAAGUCACAGGUAUUUUCUUAAAA